This is a messenger RNA of Lathyrus oleraceus (garden pea), 753 nucleotides long. RefSeq lists its product as uncharacterized. Bases 1 to 753 code for a protein of 250 amino acids. Lineage: Eukaryota; Viridiplantae; Streptophyta; Magnoliopsida; Fabales; Fabaceae. The record is from RefSeq and is a predicted model, not a curated record. The transcript has 2 exons.
AUGUCUCAACAAUCCAACUCUUCUCCUUCCAAGAACAUACAUUGGUCUCCUAGCGCUGAACCAAGCAACCCUAACAGAGAAGAACCUAUUGCUGACUCUGUGAAUACCCCACAUGCAAGAAGACCUAAAGAAACUGUAUUAGGCUUCUCCUCAUCCAUCGCUCUUGAGGAACGAACUAAAGAAGGUUCCAGGUAUGUUUACAAUGCCAUUACCACUAUAGUGACUGGAAUACUGUCUAGAAAUCUUGAGGUCCUAAGGGUUCCUAUUCCCUUAAACACUAUUGAACCUGAUAGUGUUGCUAAUCAAGAAAAUACCGAGUCUUUAGGAAAGAAUAGCUUUGAUGAUGUUGAGCAAACUGAUACUCAUAAGGAGUCAAAUGUUGACAAACCCUUAGAUAAUGUGGCUGGUGAGGAAGUUUAUGUCACUCAUGAUGUCAGUGACAACCCUAACUGUGAGGCUGAAACAGUAUACCUGGAGGAAUUUUCUGAUAAUGACAUGCUGUCCUCUGUCCUCCCUAGCAUAGCCAAAAGGCUUAGGACUAGGAGAGAAAAGAAAACUGUGGCCCAAAGGUCCCCCAGAAAGAAGAUUGAUGUUCCAACCUCUUCCAACACAACGGUGGCAGUCGAGAGUUCCCUCAAGAGGAAAGUUCAUGGUCCAACCAAAUCUUGGAGCAAAGUGGUGCCCAAGAAAAAGAAAACCAAGUGGAAAUAUGUUUAUCAGAAGAGGCUGGCUUUGGAAAGGGAAUUAGCUUAG